Linnemannia hyalina is the source of this 1494-nucleotide messenger RNA. The record is from the annotation of a GenBank genome assembly. NCBI's taxonomy places the organism in Eukaryota, Fungi, Mortierellomycota, Mortierellomycetes, Mortierellales, Mortierellaceae.
AUGUACAACCCAUUAAAGAAACAACACCUCAAGACCACGGUCGUCUUUUCGGCCUUCUUGACCGCCUUUGGCUUCCUCCAGUUCUACCUCUACACCGACACCGCCAGCGCGAAUCAUAUCUGCGCACUCGAAGCCUUCCUGUACCAUAUAAAGACGACCCUAGAUCAACUCGAGACGGAUCCGAGGGAGGAUCGGAGAAGGGGAGAGGAGAGGCAGAGGUUGAGUGGGGAGUAUUUGGCGACGAGUCUGGAUCUGGAGGAUAUUCGACCAAGAAAGAAGGUGCUUGGUGGCAAGAAUCCUGGAGUGAGGAAGGUUGUCAAGGGUGGAGUUGAGGGUUUGGAUCAGGAUCAAGAUCAGAAGGAGGAGGAAGGAGCAAUGGUGAAAGUGAGGAGGAGGAGCAGCAGGAACGAACCACACAGCCGAAGACAGCUGGAUGAGGGAGACGAGGAUUUAGGCGAUGCACAGGACGACAACGAAGUGCAUACCGAGGAAGAGGGGGAUGCAAACACACCCCUGGAAGUCGGAGGCAACCCAACCAUCGAGGAUCUGCAACAACAACAACAGCAGCAGUCAACAACAACAACAACACCAAUCGAUGAGUCUUCCUCCAACAACAUCCCCGAUCAUGAGAGCUUAGGAGCAGGAGGAGCAGGAGAAACCUCAAUAGAGUUCGAGAUCCGCCCGACCGUGAUCGUCUACAACAUGGGCAUGGGUCCCACAAAGAGGAGGAAGAGACGCUUCCAGGCCCUGGUCGAGGCCGAUGGGCUUAUCGACCAAGCGGUCGAUCUCGAUUUCCAAAAAUACCCCGAUUUCUGGCAACUCGGCACGCCGACCCGCGGAGAGUAUGGAUGGAAGGCCGGGAUCAUUGAGGAAGUCAGUCAGCGGGUCCUUGCUUCCCCUUCUUCUGGGAUGUUGCCUCCAACCGAUCUCCAACAGCAACAUCCUGGAUCCGCACCACCACUCUCCAACAACAACCCAACAACAAACUCUACAACAAAAGGACCCCGCCACGAACAAGGAAUCGUCCUCUGGCUCGACUCAGGCGACAGGAUCAGCGUGCCCUUCCUCCGCUGGCUCCCGAGCUUCCUCCUCCAGAACGGUAUGUGGUCCCCGCAAUCCCAGAGCGACAUGCAGACAUGGACCCACCCGGGCCUAUUCAGCUACUACCACGACUCUAUGGACAACUACGACCCCAAAGAAUCCAACUGUAACGGCGCCGCCAUGGCGUUCGAUGUUCGGAACCAUACCAUGCGUGACGGAAUCAUGCGGGAAUGGGUUCAGUGCUCUCUGACAAAGGACUGUAUCGCCCCCGAGGGCUCCUCCCGUGCCAACCAUCGUCAGGACCAGGCAGCUUUGACGUAUUUGGUCAAGAGGAUGGGGUAUGGUCGGGAGCUUUGUCAUGGGAUGCCGGAUGUUUAUGGGAUCCAAGUGAAUCAGGACCGGUAUUGUAAUGAGGAUAUCGCUGCACAGCCGGAUCGCGUCGUCUACAAUUAG